CGGAAGUGAAGGGUCCUGAUGUGUUUCUGGAGUGCAGGAGGGUUCCGAUAAGACUCUGCGGUGUUCGGCUGGAUUUCCUGCUGGAGAAAAUGGACCCAUUAAACAAACUGAAGCAGUUUGACGCUUAUCCUAAAACUUUGGAGGAUUUCCGGGUGAAGACGUGGGGAGGAGCGACCGUGACCAUCAUCAGCGGCGUCAUCAUGUUCGUUCUGUUCGUCUCUGAGCUGCAGUACUACCUGACCAAAGAGGUCCACCCGGAGCUCUACGUCGACACGUCGCGAGGAGACAAACUCAAGAUCAACAUUGACGUCAUUUUCCCUCACAUGCCCUGCGCCUAUCUCAGUAUCGACGCCAUGGACGUGGCCGGAGAGCAGCAGCUGGACGUCGAACACAACCUGUUCAAGCAGCGGCUGGAUAAAGAGCUGAAACCCGUCAACACCGAGGCAGAAAACACGAUGGUUCUGUGUUGUGCAGAACUGGGCCAGGCUGAAGACGGGGAAGCGUUCGACCCGAGCACUCUGGACCCGAAUCGAUGCGAGAGCUGUUACGGUGCCGAGACCGAAGACCUGAAGUGCUGCAACACCUGUGACGACGUGCGAGAGGCGUACCGGCGACGCGGCUGGGCCUUUAAGAGCGCCGACACCAUCGAGCAGUGCAAACGCGAAGGCUUCACGCAGAAGAUGAUGGAGCAGAAGAACGAGGGCUGCCAGGUUUACGGCUUCCUUGAGGUCAAUAAGGUGGCAGGAAAUUUCCACUUUGCUCCAGGAAAGAGUUUCCAGCAGUCACAUGUUCACGUGCACGCUGUGGAAAUUCAUGACCUGCAGAGUUUUGGUUUAGACAACAUCAACAUGACCCACCUGAUAAAGCACCUGUCGUUUGGUAAAGAUUACCCCGGCAUCGUGAAUCCGUUGGAUGGAACCGACGUCUCGGCGCCGCAAGCAUCGAUGAUGUACCAGUAUUUUGUGAAAAUUGUUCCAACCAUCUAUGUAAAAACAGACGGAGAGGUGGUCAAAACGAAUCAGUUUUCCGUCACCAGGCACGAGAAAGUCGCCAACGGUUUAAUAGGAGAUCAGGGUCUGCCGGGCGUCUUUGUUCUCUACGAACUUUCACCCAUGAUGGUCAAAUUCACAGAAAAACACAGGUCGCUGACUCACUUCCUGACGGGCGUGUGCGCCAUCAUAGGCGGCGUGUUCACAGUGGCCGGUCUCAUCGACUCGCUCAUCUACCACUCGGCGCGUGCCAUCCAGAAGAAGAUAGAGCUGGGCAAGGCGUCCUAACGACGGCGCCCCCAGUGGCCGCACAGACCGAGACGCUGAGCACCCAGAGGACAGAAACGGGCGGCGAGGCGGGGGGAGAAACUUGCCUCUUCUCCAUGAACUAGACCUGAAACAAACCAAGAGAGAAAUCCAGAGCGGUGGAGCUGUUUGGAUUUCCUAUCUGCCGUUUGGAGACGGACGGGGCGCGGGGGCGGAGCAACGGGAGGACGCCGCCACCAGGAGCAAGAAGCCGCUCCAUCGCUACGCUCAGCGUUUGGUAGGAGAGCAAGGAGCAGCAGAGACCUUAGUUUACCCCGACGGACAUUUUUAAGCUCAGAUAAUUUAUUCCAUCUUCUCUGACUCGCAUCGUUCAGACUGUGGCGUGAAUCCUUCCAACCCAACACAGCCGCUCAGUGUUCAGAGGAAACCCAGCAGAGGUCCUCCUGCAGCACCGCAAGGUAUUAACAAGGAGUAGAAGAAGAAGAAACGGCUCAUUAAACUACAAAAACAGCUGCUGGUUGUCACUCCUUACCGCACUGCAAAACCAUAAAAUUAACCAAGUAUUUCUGGUCUACAGUCAAGUGCAAAUUUCUUCACUUGAAAUUAGAACAAAUGAACUUACAAGUAACUUUUGAGCAAGGUAAAGGAGCUUGUUUUAAGUAAAUAAGUACUAUUAAUUUAAACACAUCAGUAUUAAGGGUAUUUUCGAGUGGAACUAGGAAAUAUCUUUCUGAUUAUUCCACUUGAAAUAAAACAUUUAUGUUAUAAAUAAAAUAAUCUGCCAGGAGAUCUCGGACUUUUUAUCAAAAUUUAGGAAUUAUUGACUUCAAACCAGCUGGUAUUUCUUGCUUAAAAGUUAGUUUUAUCUUAUUUCAAGUGAACUAGAAACUAAACGAAAGGUUCUGCAGCUUCCUGGGGUUAGACGCCGGGUCAGAUCUGGUGCCGUCUAUACUGGGAGAUUCUGAUCCUUUGGACCAGCCGAUCAUUACAUCUGGUUUCAUAUGAUGUUUCGGAAGGUUGAUAGUUAGAACCUGGAUCAGAACUUCGAGCCUGGGUUCAGUCCAGUUGUGACGUUUUUAUAAAAGCAGGAAUGUGCACUGAAUCGUGGCUUCGUUCUGUAUUUCCUGUUGAUGUGUUAGAACUGGACCGGUUCCGGUCCAGUAUUCCCUCUGUUGCUGUCCCUGUCCUCUCAGAUCCAGACGAUGAUUCAGUUGUCGAUGGUUUGCUGCUGCACGUUUCAACCUUUAGAUCAGGGCUGUGUGUGUGAGAGAGACGUAUUUAUAUUUCGAAUGUCCACAAAAUGUUUUUAAAGUGACAAAAUAAAUGUUGAAUUAAAGCAGCUUCUGCUUCACCUAAUGCUUA
Messenger RNA from Poeciliopsis prolifica (blackstripe livebearer), 2618 nucleotides. RefSeq names its product endoplasmic reticulum-Golgi intermediate compartment protein 3. NCBI's taxonomy places the organism in Eukaryota, Metazoa, Chordata, Actinopteri, Cyprinodontiformes, Poeciliidae. The coding region runs from base 90 to 1277 and encodes 395 amino acids. The record is from RefSeq and is a predicted model, not a curated record. Gene Ontology annotation, cellular component: COPII-coated ER to Golgi transport vesicle; endoplasmic reticulum; Golgi membrane. The transcript is spliced from 14 exons. Gene Ontology annotation, biological process: retrograde vesicle-mediated transport, Golgi to endoplasmic reticulum; endoplasmic reticulum to Golgi vesicle-mediated transport.